AUGGGUUUCAUUUUAUUUCACUCGUUCAAAAGGAAUAAGAAAUCCAUAAGUGAGACAAGAGAAGCAAAAAAUGGGGAUUUGUUUUCCAUAUGGAAUUAUGAUGGAAACAUUGCAUAUAAAGAUAUCAUUGAAGCAACGGAAGAUUUUGAUAUCAAAUAUUGUAUUGGAACUGGUGCCUACGGAAGUGUUUAUAGAGCACAGCUUCCUAGUGGCAAAAUUGUAGCAUUGAAAAAACUCCACAGAAGAGAAUAUGAAAACACAUAUUUUUCUAAGAGUUUUCAUAAUGAAGUGAAGAUGUUAAGUGAAAUUCGACAUCGCAAUAUCAUAAAGCUUCAUGGUUUUUGUUUACAUAAUCAAUGCAUGUUUCUCAUCUAUGAAUACAUGGAAAGAGGUAGCCUUUUUUAUGUGUUGAAUAAUGAUGACGAAGCUAAAGAGGUUGAUUGGAGUAAGAGAGUAAAUGCCAUCAAAGGAAUAGCAAAUUCUUUGUUCUACCUUCAUCAUGAAUGUGUUCCUGUAAUUAUCCAUCGAGACAUAACAACUAGUAAUGUGUUAUUGAACUCAAAGAUGGAGGCAUUUCUAUCUGACUUUGGCACAGCUAGAAUCAUUGAUCCAAAUACAUCUAAUCAAACUCUUCUAGUUGGUACUUAUGGUUAUAUUGCUCCAGAGCUUGCAUACACUGUAGUUGUGACUGAAAAAUGUGAUGUUUAUAGUUUUGGAGUGGUGACAAUGGAAACAAUCAUGGGAAAACAUCCUGGAGAUUUGAUAUCAUCUUUGUCAAAGACAUAUUCUAAAAGCAUUUGGCUAAAAGAUGUGUUAGACCCACGUAUCCCACAGCCAUCGCGGAAAGAUGCACGAGAUGUGACUCUUUUGGUCACAAUAGCAUUAGCAUGCUUGAAUCCAUCUCCCCAGUGUCGGCCAUCGAUGCAGCAAGUGUCUCAAAGGUUUUUAUCCUCCAACAUGCCAUUACCCAUUCCUUUCAAUGAUAUAACGAUCCAGCAGUUAAUGAAUCAAUAUGUGCAAAUAAUGUAG
Messenger RNA from Neltuma alba, 1029 nucleotides. RefSeq names its product MDIS1-interacting receptor like kinase 2-like. The coding region runs from base 1 to 1029 and encodes 342 amino acids. The transcript has 2 exons. NCBI's taxonomy places the organism in Eukaryota, Viridiplantae, Streptophyta, Magnoliopsida, Fabales, Fabaceae. Gene Ontology annotation, biological process: protein phosphorylation. Gene Ontology annotation, molecular function: ATP binding; protein kinase activity. The record is from RefSeq and is a predicted model, not a curated record.